This is a messenger RNA of Hydatigera taeniaeformis, 1194 nucleotides long. Lineage: Eukaryota; Metazoa; Platyhelminthes; Cestoda; Cyclophyllidea; Taeniidae. The record is from the annotation of a GenBank genome assembly.
AUGAAACAAAUAAGCUGUUAUUGUACACCAGAUCAAGUCGACUGUAAUUUAACUACAGGGAAGAUUUUGUGCGAACCUGGCCAACAAUAUUGUCUCUUAACCAUUAAACAACUUGAUGACCAUUCUAACCGGACACAGAUACAGGGUUGCUGGUCCUGGCCUCGCGAAAAUGAUUUCGUUUCUGAAUCAAACAUCUGCUACAUUGCCUCGAAGAGGGAUGGGUACAUUACCUGUUUUUGCAAGGGUGAUUCAUGUAAUGUGCCUAACAUUCCGAUGAAGCAAGGUCACGGCCACCGUAUACGAUAUUUUAAUCCGUGGUUUGGUUGGUACUUUUCACUUGUGCGGCUGUGUUUUUGGCGCUUGGCAUCGGUGGUCGUUGUUUUGUUAAAUCUGAUUUCCCUUUCAGGUGAUCCUGUCCACUCCGAUUCAGGCAACCGUUCUGUCGGAAAUCACAGUUCUACCAGUAAGAUAGGUGUUCGGGCAUCGUUCUCCAAUAACCCAACAUUCUUCUAUGCGAUCGCGUUGCCUCUUCUUCUUUUGGUUCUUUUGAUUUUCAUCUUCAUUUUCCUUUUGUGCCGCCGAUUUAAGACUUCGGCUCAUCCACUUGGAGGUCCCGCCGUUGGAGGCAGCUCUAAGUUUAGUACCGACAAACACAAAUCCUUUCUUUGUCUAAAGUCCUUUCCCUCGUCCUUGAGGUUCUGUUUUUCGGCGAGCAGGUCGAAAGAUGGGGAGCACCAGUUUUGUGUUUCUGGAAACAUUGGGUGUCGUUCUUGUCCGUUGAAUGGAACUCCCUGUGUUUAUUGCGGCAACGGAUUUCUAACCCACAUAGAUGGCUCCCCACCCAUGCCACAGUUGGUUCGUCCUGUUCUUGGGGGUGGCUGGCUUGCUGAGGAUGAAAUCGAAGAGCUUUCGAGGAUAUGUACCAAGGUGAAACGAUGCUCUCGCGGUCGCUUUGGCGAGGUAUGGUUGGGUCGAAUGACUGAAGUUUCAUCUGGUCGGCCUACCUCUCGCGAAGUAGCAAUCAAAGUGUUUCCUGAGGCAGAAAGGAGGAGCUGGGAAACUGAAUUGGAACUAUAUCGGCUUCCACUUUUGAAACAUCCAAAUAUCCUACAUUACAUUGGUAUUGAUAAGGUACGUGGCCCUGUGCUAACCUUUCACAUUGAUUCUUGCCUCCAUUAUUUGCUUGUAUUCUAG